Messenger RNA from Tetrahymena thermophila SB210, 2187 nucleotides. RefSeq names its product papain family cysteine protease. The record is from RefSeq and is a predicted model, not a curated record. NCBI's taxonomy places the organism in Eukaryota, Ciliophora, Oligohymenophorea, Hymenostomatida, Tetrahymenidae. The transcript has 2 exons.
CAAGGAUAUGAACCAAAUGAAUUAAAAAAGAUUAUUAUUUAAAAAUUUUUAGUAAGCUUUAAUUAAUUUAAAAAACGUUCAAACUACUUUAUAAGAUAGACUAGUGUUAAAUUAGAAUAAAUGAGCAAUAUUAUAAAAGUAUUUGACAUAUUUUCAAUGCCUUUUGCAUUCAAUUUAAAGGAAAAGGAAUAUAAAAGAAAGACAUUAGUUGGAGGCAUUAUUUCUUUAGUUAUUAUUUCGAUAUCAGCUAUUUAUUUUGGCUACUUAUGCUAUCUUUAUUUUAAUAAUUACAUUAAUCCAACUAUUAAUGAAACCUACCAAACAAUUGAUUACGACUUUUCUAUGCCUAUAAGUAAUAAUUAAAUGGCUUUUUAAAUCUUUAUGUCAAAUGGCUAGACCCUCGAUUAAUACUAGCAAACAGCUGGUGUGACUUAUGCAAUUCCUUUGGUAAAUUAUGUGUUUCCUGAUUUUAAUAAUAACUCAUAGUUAAAAUAAACUCCUUUAAAUAUUAUCAAAUGCUCAGAUGUUUCCUUAAAUGGAUUUUAUUGCUUUGAUUUUACUCCUAUAAGUAACAAUUAGAAUCAAAUGAAUAUAGGUUUUGAUAAAAAUUAAAUUGGAAACUACAGAUUUGAAAUUAGCAUCGCUUUAUGUAACACUUAGCAGUUUAUUUCUACUUAUAAUUGUGCAAAUACUGCAUAAAUUUAAAGCGAUUUUUUAAAAAUAACAAAUAAACUAACGCUAAAAUUGACCACAUAGAAAUACAACACACAAACAUAGCUUUAUUAACAAUUUACUAAAAAGGAACAAAUAUCAAUCCAAGAUACUUUAACAAAUAUUUUAAAAAUUAAUUUUUUAAAAACAAAUUCUACCAUCUAGUAGGGUUUUAUUACUUAAAAUAAUCAAUAUCAAAAUUAUAUAUCUGAUUAUAAUAAAGAAAAUCUAUACUUUACCUAAUCUGCAGUUUAGUAGCAAAACAAAAACAAUUUGAAUUUGGUAUCAAUAAUACAAAUUUAAAUUGGCAGCUAUGAGUUAAAAUAGAAUAUUCAAUACCCAUAAUUCACAUACAUUCUUGCUUAAUUUAUGAGUGCAUUUAAUGUUAUACUUGUUCUUGGAAUUAUUGCCUAAAUUUCAGCUCAAAGCGAAAUUAUUUAAGACUUUGCAGAAAUUUAAUUUAAGUUUAACUUUAAGCACAAUGCAUGGAAAUAUUUAAUAUCUAAAAAUGAGGGUAAAAUUUAAGAUGCAUCCUUAUCAUAAAAUUUAACAAAAUUGCAUUUUUAAAUUUAAAAUCUAUCAUUUAGGCAAUAUUUAGAUAAAUAUUUAAAUUUAAGCUUCUUUAAAAGGACAAAGCUAUUAUUAAUGAAUAAAUUAUUUGAUAAAGGAGUUACUAAAAAUCCAUAAGAAAAGGUAUUCUAAAAAUUAAUAGAGCAAGCUUCAUAGCAGUUUAGUAUUGUUGAUCUUUAAAAAGAGUUAAUGUAAAUGAAAAUAAUUUUAAAAUUACUUCUCUCACCUGAAUAAUAUGCAGCUAUUCAAUUAUGUGGUUACUUAUUUAAAAAUGAAAAUCAAGAUUUCAAUCAUGAUUAAUCAAAUUAAAGAUUAACAAACAAUGAAAAGUAAAAUUAAUGUAAUCAUUUGAAACAAGACAUAAAAUAACAACAAUAAUAAUAAGACAAGAUAGUAAAAGAGUUACUAAGUUAGGAAGAUAUCAAAAAUGAGCUGGUUAAACUGAAAGCUAUUUAAUAGCCGUAAGUUUAAUUCGAGAAUAAAGAAAAAUAAGAUUAAAAAUCUUUAUCAAAAUAAGAAAAUGGGUUUAUAUCAAACUAAAUUAUAUAAGAAGACAUUUUAAAUGAAAGAAAAGAAAUUAAUUAAAUAGAAAGUAAUAAACUUUCUUUAAAGCUGCAAGAUAAAGUUUAUAAGAAUAGUAUCAUUUAUAAAUAGAAGCAGGAAUCACAAAUCACUGAUGAUUAUAAUAUCAAUAUCGAUGAUAAUAAAAUUGAAUAGAGAAGUGAAAGUAGAAUUGAUAAUCACUUAGAAAUUAUUGAAUAGAUAAAUAAUAAUAUGGAAUAAUUCUAAAUAUUCAUCGAAAAGUUUUUAGAUCAAAGAAACACAAAAUCUGAAAUAGAUAAGAGAAUUUUAAGUUGUAUGGCAGGUAUCCAUAACUAAAUUAUAAAUAAGCACCAAUUGUUUUGA